Scatophagus argus is the source of this 1472-nucleotide messenger RNA. Its product is annotated as cytosolic sulfotransferase 1-like. Gene Ontology annotation, biological process: sulfation. Gene Ontology annotation, cellular component: cytoplasm. Bases 142 to 1029 code for a protein of 295 amino acids. The record is from RefSeq and is a predicted model, not a curated record. The transcript is spliced from 8 exons. Gene Ontology annotation, molecular function: sulfotransferase activity. Lineage: Eukaryota; Metazoa; Chordata; Actinopteri; Scatophagidae.
GCUGAGCUUAGAGUAACAAUUGAGAUAAGGUUAUGCAACAGCCAGAGAGAAGUAUGAACUUAGUUUGCUUCUUUGGGAUAAAUUAAACCAGGAGAAGAGACAAGUGACAGAAAUACAGCCAAGACAACGGCAGCGAUUACAAUGUCUGCUGAACCAGACAAGAUGGAUUUGCCUUCUCGACCAGAGCUGUUUGAUUUCCAUGGAGUCUCAAUGACCCAGUAUUUCACAGACCACUGGGAAAAGAUUCAAAAUUUUCAAGCUAGACCAGAUGAUAUUGUUAUUGCAACAUACCCCAAAGCGGGAACAACAUGGGUCUCCCACAUCCUUGAUCUGCUGUAUUUUGGUCAGACAUCCAUGCCAAUCUAUCAAAGAGUGCCUUUCUUGGAAAUCACCUUUCCGGCUAUGGAUGCAGGAACUGACCUGGCAGACAAUCUCACCACCACUCCACGACUCAUUAAAACUCAUCUUCCAGUCCAGUUUGUGCCAAAAUCCUUCUGGGAGCAAAACUGCAGAAUCGUCUAUGUGGCCCGCAAUGCCAAAGACAACGUGGUCUCUUAUUUUCAUUUUGAUCGCAUGAACAUGGUUCAACCAGAGCCUGGAGACUGGAGCAGCUUCCUCCACAGAUUCAUGCAGGGAAAGAUGGUGUUUGGACCCUGGUAUGACCAUGUGAAUGGCUGGUGGAAGAAGAAACAGAAUUAUUCAAAACUCCAUUACAUGUUCUAUGAGGACAUGAUUGAGGACACGGGACGGGAGAUAGACAAACUCUGCCGCUUUGUUGGUUUGUCUCCUUCGGUCGAGGAGAAGAAAAGAGUUAUGCAUCGAACACAGUUUGAUAAUAUGAAAAAGAAUGACAUGGUUAACUAUGCUACAUUACCGACAGUUAUGGAUUUCAAAAUUUCUCCUUUUAUGAGAAAAGGGAAAGUUGGCGACUGGAAGAACCAUUUCACUGUGGCCCAGAAUGAAGAGUUUGAUGAAGACUACAAGAAAAAGAUGAAGGACUCCACACUUCAGUUCCGCAAUGAAAUCUGAACAGGCUCUAUAUAAAGAGAGAUUCCUCCAAGACCGAUUUCUGUGUGAAGUGCCUGUGUCAACAGUGAUUUUUAAGGCUGUGAAGUGCACAUUAAGAAGCACAGUGCAAAUCAAACAACCAGUAACGCCUGAAGGUUAAUAUUUCUAUCAUAACAAGAGAAUGUAGAAUGUGAUGUAGAAUAACUAAUCAGUUGUUUAAUUAAGUAAACUAAUACUUAACAAAGAAGUGUUGGCUUGAGUUAGUAUCGUGUCAAUCAUAUCCAAGUUUUUCUUCGUCUUAUUCUUCACAAGAAUGAAAAGUUGUAGAGCAGCUGUAUGACUAUGGCAUUUACUUUUAUACUUUCAACUGAGCCCAAGAGAUCAAUGUGAUCAGUGAAAUUGAUCCAAAUGAUUUUAUUCAAAAGCAUACAUUAUAUUUUCAAUAAAACAAAAAUAAAAGCUUG